CACACUCCGGCACUGCGGGGCCCCGAACAAAGAACCUUUCAGGCCAGAUGGGCUUCUGCUGCUGCCACGUCAGGCCUGAAAGGAGCUGCUGUGUGUGAAGCCCUUCCUGCCCCGCCCCACCUCGGCACGCCUCGCCUCGAUAGGGUAAAGUGACAGAGUCCCCGAGUUCCACAGAGCACAAAACCAAACUCCAGCUGAGUGGGAGUGGGAGUGGGAGCGGAUCUUCAGUUCUUACACAUGCACAGAGCGGAACGAUAAACGUCAGGUAUGAACCUCUGAAGCUCAUCUGUCCACAGAGAAGCCGAACGUCAUGUGUGCUGGUAGUCAUGGUGCACGGCUCGGACCUGCGACUGUUCGUCCUGGCGCUCGUCUUCACGUUCACGAUGCUUGCGCUCAGUCCGUUGAGCCUCCCGGUCCCGGAGCCGGACGUUUCCGCUCGGACCGCCGGGCGCACCGAAUUACGUAACGUCACCCUGCUGGUGUGGUGGCUCCCGUUCGGGAACGGGCUUCAGCGUACAGACUGCGCGGCGAGCUACGGCGUACCGGGCUGUUCGGUGACGGCGGACAGGCGUGAAUACGAGCGCGCCGACGCCGUCAUCAUGCACCACCGCGAGCUGGCGGCGAAACGGAGCGACCUGCCGACGGGGGUGCGGCCGGCGGCGCAGAAGUGGAUCUGGAUGAACUUCGAGUCGCCGUCUCACUCCGGGUUCUUGUACGAGUUUGACGGAAUGUUUAAUCUCACCAUGUCGUACCGGCCGGGCUCCGACAUCUUCCUGCCGUACGGUUACCUGAACCGGCGGCGCAGUGCCGGGCAGGUCCGCGUGAACCGUAAACGUGGACUGGUGGCGUGGGUGAUCAGUAACUGGCGCCCAGAGCAGGACCGGGUUCAGUUUUACCUCCGACUGCGGCGCUUCCUUCCCGUGGAUCUGUACGGGCGGCGUUUCCGGCCUCUGCUGAACGACAGCGUGGUGCGGACCGUCUCCGCUUACAAGUUCUACCUGGCCUUCGAGAACUCCAUCCACCUGGAUUACAUCACGGAGAAGCUCUGGCACAACGCGCUGGCCGCCGGAGCCGUUCCCGUGGUGCUCGGACCGCCGCGUGAGAACUACGAGCGCUUCCUGCCCGCCGACGCCUUCAUCCACGUCCAGGACUUCAAAGGGCCGCGUGAGCUGGCCGCGUACCUCAAACACCUGGACCGAAACCCCGCCCGGUACCGCCGUUACCUGGAGUGGAGGCGGGACUACAGCGUGCAUGUGACCACGUUCUGGGAGGAGCAUUACUGCACCGCGUGCCAGGCCGUCCGAGCCUGUCGCCACGUCAACAACACCGUCACGGACCUGAAGUUCUGGUUCCAGUCCUGAGUCUGAUGGUUUAUUUAUGUUAAUAAAGAUCAGUG
Trichomycterus rosablanca is the source of this 1396-nucleotide messenger RNA. Its product is annotated as alpha-(1,3)-fucosyltransferase 4-like. Gene Ontology annotation, cellular component: membrane. Gene Ontology annotation, molecular function: alpha-(1->3)-fucosyltransferase activity. The transcript has a single exon. The record is from RefSeq and is a predicted model, not a curated record. NCBI's taxonomy places the organism in Eukaryota, Metazoa, Chordata, Actinopteri, Siluriformes, Trichomycteridae. Bases 327 to 1361 code for a protein of 344 amino acids.